This is a messenger RNA of Racocetra persica, 654 nucleotides long. Lineage: Eukaryota; Fungi; Glomeromycota; Glomeromycetes; Diversisporales; Gigasporaceae. The record is from the annotation of a GenBank genome assembly.
GAAAUUAUUAUAUUAUGGCCGACCACCUGCGAACAACUAUUUUCGCUCUGGCUGAUGGUGCCACAUUUGAACCCAAAGGGCGAGGUUAUAUUCUUAAAAAAUUAGUCAAAAAGGCCACCUUGCUGGCCUAUUUACUUGGUUUGAGCACUGAACAAUUGAUAGAAGUCAGCAAAAAAUUGAUUGCGGUUAAUUCUUCUUAUUACCAACAUUUAAAAAAAAGGGAGGAUUUAAUAAUUAAUGAGUUAAAAAAAGAAAUCGUUAAGACUAGGGAGUUUAUCGAUAAAUCAAUCCAAGAAUUAGGCAAGUAUUACGAGCCUUCAAUUACAGCCAAAGAUAUAUUUUUUUGGUAUGAUACCAAAGGUAUUCCAGAGGAGUUGAUCCGUUUUUUUUUAGCAAAAAAUAAUUAUCAGUUUCCCGAAAGAGAAUUUAAUCAACUAUUAGAGAAACAAAAAGAGAGAGGUCGCCAGGACCGAGCCGGAAAAAAAGUAGCGCCAGGUUUGGAAAUGAAAAGCCGACGUGUUGGGGCUGAAAAGAGACGGGUUCCCAAAGAAAUUGAUGAUGAACGAGGCGAAAAAAUAGAACUUCUUAAUGCUUAUAAUAAAUCUGGUGCCGCCUACAAAAAGAAAGAAAAUCUCUACAAAGAAGCCGAAUCAG